Cooperia oncophora is the source of this 315-nucleotide messenger RNA. NCBI's taxonomy places the organism in Eukaryota, Metazoa, Nematoda, Chromadorea, Rhabditida, Trichostrongylidae. The record is from the annotation of a GenBank genome assembly.
AUGACAGAAAUUUCGCUAAAAGAAUUGAAGGAUCUCGCCGAUGAUAACGAGAUCGACCUGUCGGCUCGAGGCCUCACUGCUGUACCUAAAGCAUUGCCACAGGUCCCACGACUGACUCAUGUCGAUCUAGGAUCUAACAAAAUUACAGUUUUACCGCCGUCUUUGUGCACAAUGACUCGCCUUGUGAGGCUGGAGUUGGGCAGCAAUCAGCUGGAUCACCUUCCCGACAAUAUUGGAGCCCUUGUACAUUUAGAACAUCUGGAUCUUUACAAUAAUCAAAUCGAGGUUUGUAGUUGGAAGAAGUUAGUAAAGUAG